Messenger RNA from Chroicocephalus ridibundus (black-headed gull), 1332 nucleotides. It is a transcript of the gene RBPMS, whose product is annotated as RNA binding protein, mRNA processing factor. NCBI's taxonomy places the organism in Eukaryota, Metazoa, Chordata, Aves, Charadriiformes, Laridae. The transcript is spliced from 8 exons. Gene Ontology annotation, molecular function: mRNA binding. The record is from RefSeq and is a predicted model, not a curated record. The coding region runs from base 451 to 1218 and encodes 255 amino acids.
UAUCUCCUCCCGACCCUAACCCUAAACCCCCCCCCCCCCCCCCACCUCCCCGACCCCCAACCAUCCUUUUGGGGCUGGAAACCAGCCGGGGGUGUGUUGGGGGGGGAAUCCGUCGGAGCCCUUCUCCCGCUCGCCGCUGUAUGAUUUUACGGUUUAAAACUUGGCCGGCCCGCGGUUGAACUUUGAAAGAAAACAAGUCAUUACCGAAGAGAAGCCCUUCCUUCGCCAGGAGGCCGAAUUUCGGAGGGUUUUUUUUAUUCAGGGUCUUUUAUCCCUCCCAUCUCUCUGCCAUGCGGCUCCGGGGGGGGCCUGAGCGAUCCGGCGAGCCGGGCUCCUAGGGGUUUGGAUUUCAGGGAGGCGGCAAAUCGGCGGCAGGUUUUAUCCCCCCCGCUCCAGGAGCCGUCUCCGCCGCCUCUGGUGUUUCACGCAGCUCGGGAGGCUGGAGGGACGAUGGAGACAGGGGGGACCACGCAGGGAUGCUCGGCUUCCUCGGGACGCAAACCCAUCCGGGAGGGUGGAUGGCUCCCGGAUAGCGGCCGCGCUCGGGCGGACUUGUCUGAAAGGGAAUAUUUUUUUUCCCCAGGAAAGGGUAAAUUUGCCUUCUUUACGUUGAAUUUCACGGGCACGAGGGGAGGUCCUCCGGAUGAAUCCUUUCCCAGCCCCUGCUGGGAGAAAUUCCGGCAGUGUCUCCAGGUGAGGACGCUCUUUGUCAGCGGGUUGCCUCUGGACAUCAAGCCCCGGGAACUUUACCUGCUCUUCAGGCCCUUUAAGGGCUACGAAGGGUCUCUCAUCAAACUCACCUCCAAGCAGCCCGUGGGCUUCGUCAGCUUCGACAGCCGCUCCGAGGCGGAGGCGGCCAAAAACGCCCUGAACGGCAUCCGCUUCGACCCCGAGAUCCCCCAGACGCUGCGGCUGGAGUUCGCCAAGGCCAACACCAAGAUGGCCAAGAGCAAGCUGGUGGGCACCCCCAACCCCAGCGCGCCUCUCCCCACCGCCGUACCUCAGUUCAUCGCCCGCGAGCCCUACGAGCUCACAGUGCCUGCACUUUACCCCAGUAGCCCUGAAGUGUGGGGGCCGUACCCUCUGUACCCAGCGGAGUUAGCACCUGCUCUACCUCCUCCUGCUUUCACCUACCCCGCUUCGCUGCACGCCCAGAUGCGCUGGCUCCCUCCCUCCGAGGCUGGUUCUCAGGGCUGGAAGUCCCGUCAGUUCUGCUGAAUGCCGGGUCUCAGGUGUGUGAUGGUGGCCUACAGUCAGUCUUGUGGGUAUUAAUGGAGUCUUCCAAGGCGGCUACUGGGUUGGCGUGCUCUCCGCAAAACCACAGUGUGCUGG